Molecule: messenger RNA, 2232 nt
Organism: Tauraco erythrolophus (red-crested turaco)
Lineage: Eukaryota; Metazoa; Chordata; Aves; Musophagiformes; Musophagidae
Source: RefSeq, a predicted model, not a curated record
GAUCCACUCUGUGUAGCUAUGAACUACAGCCAUCAGAAUACACUACAGACCCAAGGGCUGCCAAGUUGUGUCCUAAAUAUCCUGUUCCAGAGAGUGCACCUAUUCCAUUCUUCCAUCGCUGUGCUCCUGUGAACAUUUCCUGCUAUGCCAAGUUUGCAGAGGCCCUGAUCACCUUUGUCAGUGACAGUAGUGUCUUACACAGGCUGAUUAGUGGAGUUAUGACCAGCAAAGAGAUUAUAAUGGGACUUUGCUUGUUAUCACUAGUGUUGUCCAUGAUUUUGAUGGUUAUAAUCAGGUACAUUUCAAGAGUGCUUGUCUGGAUUUUAACAAUUCUUGUCAUUCUGGGAUCACUCGGUGGUACAGGAGUCUUAUGGUGGCUCUAUGCUAAGCAACGAAUAUCUGCCAGUGCUGUUGAGACUCAAAUAGCCAAAGACAAUCUUCAGGCUCUUCUGAUCUAUGCCAUUUCAGCUACAGUCUUCACGGUUAUCUUGUUCUUGAUAAUGUUAAUUAUGCGCAAACGAGUAGCUCUCACCAUUGCCUUGUUCCACGUGGCCGGCAAGGUCUUCAUUCACUUGCCGCUGCUAGUCUUCCAGCCGUUUUGGACGUUCUUUGUGCUUAUCCUUUUCUGGACGUAUUGGAUCACAGUCCUGCUUUUCCUUGGUACUACAGGUAGUCCUGUUGCAAAUGAAGAAGGAUUUGUUGAAUUUCGGAUGGUAGGCCCUUUGAAGUACAUGUGGUGGUACCAUGUAGUGGGACUGAUCUGGAUCAGCGAGUUCAUCCUAGCCUGUCAGCAGAUGACGGUGGCAGGGGCUGUUGUGACAUACUAUUUUACAAGGGAGAAAAGGAAUCUGCCAUUUACUCCGAUUCUGGCAUCCGUUAAUCGCCUUGUCUGUUACCACCUAGGAACGGUCGCAAAGGGGUCUUUCAUUAUCACACUAGUGAAGAUACCACGAAUGAUUCUUAUGUAUAUUCAUACACAACUCAAAGGAAAAGAAAAUGCUUGUGCUCGCUGUAUGCUCAAAGCCUGCAUCUGCUGCCUUUGGUGUCUAGAGAAGUGCCUGACCUACUUAAAUCAGAAUGCGUAUACAGCCACAGCUAUCAACAGUACGAACUUCUGCACCUCAGCAAAGGAUGCCUUUGUUAUUCUAGUGGAAUGCCCUGCCAUAAACACGGUUGGGGAUUUUAUGCUGUUUCUAGGAAAGGUCCUGAUUGUCUGCAGUACAGGUUUGGCUGGGAUUAUGUUGCUGAAUUACCAAGGAGAUUACACCAUCUGGGUGCUGCCACUCAUCAUUGUCUGCCUCUUUGCAUUCCUGGUUGCUCACUGCUUCCUUUCCAUUUAUGAAAUGGUGGUUGAUGUCCUUUUCUUAUGUUUUGCCAUCGAUACAAAACACAAUGAUGGGAGCCCUGGGAGGGAAUUCUACAUGGAUAAAGUUCUCAUGGAGUUUGUGGAGAAUAGUAGGAAAUCUAUGAAAGAAGCUGGCCGGGGAGGUGGAGCUGAGGGCAGAGAGCUAAAACCAAUGGCCUCUGGAGCAAGUUCAUCUUGAAACUAGCCAGCCAUAUUGGAACCCAUUGACAUUCCAAAACAGUAUAUAUAUAUACAUAUAUACAUACAUAUAUAUAUAUAUAUAAAUAAACAGCCAAAAUCAGAGAAAAGGAACAGGGAUUUAAUACUUUUUUUAACAAUUAUUUUUGUGAAACAUGUACUCUUUUCAUACGGGUGGCUUUUACAAGCAGCUUUAUCAUUGUUUCAUUUUUUUAAUUAUUCAUUGUGGUCAUGGAAAAGUUGAUUCUUAUCUGCUUGACAUUUUACAAUCUGGAGGAGGUAUCAUUGUAAAGAUAAUCUGAAAUGAUGACUGGUUUUAGAAACAGAUUUCCCAUGACACUGCUUAUCUUCUGAGAGUUUUACUUGUUUAGUUUGUUUAGUUUGUUUAAGUUUGCUUUAGAUUCAGGACAGUUACGUGUAAGGAAACCUUCAAAUCAAGAAAAGUCUCAAAUUUAGUUUUUCAAAAGGUGGUUUCAGUGAGAGUUCAUUCAGUUCAAAUGGGUUUGUAAGUAGUCAUUUUACUUUACAGCCCUGGUGGGGCACAGUUUUUUUUGUCAGUAUCAGAUAUCACAAUAACCAACUCCUCAGGUAUUCAGGUGUGUGGGAGCCCUUGCAUCUCCUAUUAAACAGAAACUAGAAAAUGGGGACAGAUAAUUUUUAUAUGCAAUUAACUUCCUGUUUUACCCUAC